CUAUUCACAGAGAUCCGUGCUGUCUGCGGACCGCUGAGCCGAGCGGACCGCAGCUCGGCUCAGCAAAACAAACCACAACAAGCGAGCAUCCGGUCCACAAGACAACAACACAGUCACGCAAGGCUGCUAACAGGACAGAUUACCAUGGCCCCGGUUCAGCUCUAGGUUACACAACCCCGAGGACGAUGUAACCGCACCCGUCACAAACAGCGAAGUACCUCAGUCUCAUCAUGCCGGGCAUGGUGGCCUUUGGUCGCCGGUGGGGGAUCGCCAGCGACGACCUCGUCCUGCCCGGGGCCUUCGAGCUGUUCCUCCGAGUGAUCUGGUGGAUCGGAACCCUCAUCCUGUACAGCCUGCACAAAGGCAGCUUCGACUGCCCCGGCGGGGGGGUGCUUCAUGGCUACCUGGUGGUGCUGCUGGUCCUACUCGCUCUGGUCAUCCUGUCGCUGUGUGCCAUCAUCUACGUCAGUGCUCAAGGUACCAUUACCAACCCGGGCCCCAGGCGGUCCAUCCCGGUGCUGGUGUACCUGCGAGCGCUGCUCUAUCUCCCGGAGAUCGUGUGGGCAUGUCUCGGGGCUAUCUGGGCGUCGGCUGACAGCCAAGGCUGCGACCCCGCCACAGUGGGGGCCGUCAUCGCUGCGGUCGUAGCGAGCUGGAUCCUGCUGCUCUCCACGGGGCUGGGCGUGGUGUUUGUCUUCGACCCGCUGGGCGACUCCCGGCCGCGGCCGCCCGCCCCGGAGCAGCUGGGCGUGCGGGACCUGGAGAGCAGCGAGGGCAGCCAGUUCCUGUCCACGGCGCGCUCGGUGGCCACCCAGGUGUGGGAGAGCCGGCUGCGCCUACUGUGCUGCUGCCUGCCGCAGGACGAGAGCCACCGGGCGGCCUUCUCCAGCAUCGCUCAGCUCGUCAGCGGCUUCUUCUCUGAUACAGACCUGGUGCCCAGUGACAUUGCGGCUGGACUGGCUCUACUUCACCAGGAACAAGACAAGAUGGCGCACCACAGAGAUCCGGACGACAUUCUGGCCCAUAGCCCCUCCUCCCCCAUUGAGGCCGAACUGGAGGUGGAGCUGGGGCAGGCUGCCCACUGCAUGCAGUUCGCUGCCGCGGCAUACGGCUGGCCCAUGUACAUCUACUCCAACCCCCUCACAGGCCCCUGCAAGCUCAGCGGAGACUGCUGCAGGAGCCAGGCGGCGGAGUACGACAUCGUGGGUGGAGAUCACCUGGGCUGUCACUUCUCUUCCGUGCUGCUCAGCACUGGCCUGGGCUACAGGGACUUCAUCUACGUCAGCUUCCACAACCAGAUCUACGAGAUCCCAUUCUUUGUGGCCCUGGAUCAUAAGAGGGAAGCUAUACUGGUGGCUGUCCGUGGAACGCUGUCACUAAAGGACGUCCUCACAGACCUGUCGGCCGACUGUGAGAACCUGCCAGUGGACGGGGUCUCUGGGACCUGCUACGCCCACAAGGGCAUGUCCCAGGCCGCCCGCUACAUCUACAGGAAGCUAGUCAACGACGGCAUCCUCAACCAGGCCUUCGCCAUCGCCCCGGAGUACAAGCUGGUCAUUACCGGCCACAGCCUGGGAGGGGGCACCGCCUCUCUGCUGGCCGUCCUCUUGCGUCACUCCUUCCCCAACCUGCAGUGCUACGCCUUCUCGCCACCAGGGGGACUGCUGAGUAAAGCCCUGGCCGAUUAUUCAAAGGACUUUGUGGUUUCUGUUGUGCUGGGGAAGGACCUAGUGCCCAGACUCAGCAUUCCUAACAUGGAAGACUUGAAGAGGAGAAUCCUCAAAAUGGUGUCAAACUGCAACAAACCAAAGUACCGUAUCCUGCUGCAGGGCUGCUGGUACGAGGUGUUCGGGGGGGAGCCCGACGACUCGCCCACGGAGCUGGAGCACCAGCGGCUGGAGGAGGAGCUGAGCCAGCCGCUCCUGGGGGAGGAGUCUCUGCUGGUGCGCCACUCCUCGUCCUAUCAGAGCCUGGCCUCCGACGACUCCCCCGCCCACGCCGCCACCCACCUGCCCCUCUUCCUGCCCGGCCGCGUGCUGUACCUGACGGAGGACGGGCCCUCCCGCAGGUCCUGUUUCGCCCAGGUCCGGUACCGUGCCGAGUGGUCCAGCGAGGCGGCGUUCCGCAGCGUCCUCAUCAGCCCCCGGAUGAUGGCCGACCACAUGCCGGACGCCGUGCUCCGUGCGCUGCGCAGCCUCACCGCCGACCGGCCCUUCAACCUCUGCCCAUCCUCCUCGUCACUCGGCAACAACCACCACACCGUCAUCUGAAAGCCACCCCGUGGCCCGACGCCGUCUCGAUCGAGACCCCUGGUUUUGUCCGGUUUUCUUUGGGGUCAGAAAAAACUCUUCCUGGGACUCCAACUCCACCCUGGCCCCGCCCCGCCCCGCCCCGGCCCCGCCCCAUUCCACGGGCCCCAGCGUCGGGGCCCUUCCUGUUCCUUACGGAUCCGGCCCCAGGCUUUCCUUCCCCAGAGCCAGAGGGAUUUGAACUCUGCUCUCCGUGUUCCAGGGACGUCAGGGAGCGGUUGCAUGGAUGUACGGCAGGAAUGAGUCUGAACCUGUCGCCCAAACUUCUGGGCAAACCUGAUUUUCCCCCACGAGGACGGGUCUGACGGAGCACUCAUUUUAAACUCCCUGAACUCUGAGUUUGACUCGCACUUUUUAGUUUUUUCCAUUUUUAAAUUUAAUGUAUUCAUGAUUCAACAGCCAAUUCUAAGCAGGUGAAAAAAAAUAUAAUACCUUGCCACGUGGCGUGGGCAUUGAUUGUGCGCUGUGUACAGCAGUGUUCGCUUAGCCAUGCAGUUUAACUGCACUUUUAAGUGUUAUCACUUUAAUUUAAUGUUUGUGUGUGAGUGCUGUAGUGUUGGUAGAGACUCGUGCACCUCGCAGGCACAUCCACCACAUGCUGCGACCACAGCUCAGCUGCCCGCAGGACCUCCACACCCACGCAGAUGCCUGCAAGAUGAGGGGGAGGAUAUUAGCUUGCCAACGCAUGGACUUGUGUUCCUCAGUUCCUGUGGUUUUGUCUCGUGUUUGAAUGUCUUAAAAUAAACAUCAGGGUGUUUUAGUGCCUAAUGCAUCGCAGAGAAAAAAUAACUGAGUGAUUGAUCCAAAUUCUAUAAACGUGACGGGUUUACAUUUCGGCGUAGGUUUACAACGGAGCAUGCAUUGCAGCCCACUUUUUUUGCUUAGAACAAUGGAUGUAAAAUAGUAAUAUGAUAUCCUGUACUUGUGGAAGGCUGUGGACAUUUUAUCAGUUAGAAACUCGGACUCCUGAGAUGUAUGCACAAGUUUUCAGAUCUGAGAAAAUGUGCAAAUAAAUAAACAUCACACAUA
This is a messenger RNA of Gadus morhua (Atlantic cod), 3338 nucleotides long. It is a transcript of the gene daglb, whose product is annotated as diacylglycerol lipase, beta. Gene Ontology annotation, biological process: diacylglycerol catabolic process; neurogenesis; arachidonate metabolic process. The coding region runs from base 231 to 2270 and encodes 679 amino acids. The transcript has 16 exons. The record is from RefSeq and is a predicted model, not a curated record. Gene Ontology annotation, cellular component: plasma membrane; cytoplasm. Lineage: Eukaryota; Metazoa; Chordata; Actinopteri; Gadiformes; Gadidae. Gene Ontology annotation, molecular function: triacylglycerol lipase activity.